Messenger RNA from Biomphalaria glabrata, 3303 nucleotides. RefSeq lists its product as uncharacterized. Bases 154 to 2985 code for a protein of 943 amino acids. Gene Ontology annotation, molecular function: G protein-coupled receptor activity. The transcript has 2 exons. NCBI's taxonomy places the organism in Eukaryota, Metazoa, Mollusca, Gastropoda, Planorbidae. Gene Ontology annotation, cellular component: membrane. Gene Ontology annotation, biological process: cell surface receptor signaling pathway; G protein-coupled receptor signaling pathway. The record is from RefSeq and is a predicted model, not a curated record.
AUACAGCGCUUUGUUUAUAAACUAUAAGAAAAUGUUUUAUGACUGAUUUCUUAUUAUCCAUUGUUUAUGAGAUGAGUCACAGGCGUUCUAUGACCGUAGAAGGCUAACUGCUAUAACAUUGAAUAAAGAUUUCUCUUCAUUAAGAUAAAUGCAAUGUCUUUAAAAAUGUCUCUCACAUUUUUCAGAAGUUUGCAUAUGUUUCCACUAUUCAGUUUAUUGUCUGCGUGGACUGAUCAGAAUGACAACUACGAGUACCAGUGGAACAAGAGCGUGGCACACUUGGAUUACUUUCUGUCCCUGUGCCCCAAUGUGUGCUAUGAGGAAGAGAAGAUAACUCUUAUUACUUUUGAAAGAUGUUUUGACAUUGAUUGCUUCCCUUGCGAUUGCCAAAAGCCACGGUGUUUGAUUUACGGCACUUGCUGUCCGGAGGUGAGCUCUUUGCCUGGAAAAGAUGACGGUGCUAAUUCUAAAAUUGCGGAUUAUUUUUCAUUUCCGCUUCCAAGUGAAGCAAACGAAACGAAUUACGAACAGACCAAAUUAACGUGCAGUGAGAACCACAGGGGAAUUCUACUUCUACGCUCUUGCCCAGACGAUUUCACUGAUCUGAGGGUGAGACAGUGGUGCGAGGAAGAUCUGUUAGGUCAAGAUCUGGAGUAUGAUAAAAACCUGAUGGAUGUACUCACAAAGGUCAGUGAUCCGGUCACAGGGGUCACCUACUACAAUAAAUACUGCGCUGAGUGUAACAAUGCUAGUUAUCUGGUUUCCUGGAGUGUAAAGAUUGAGUGCUAUCACUACCUCUAUAUCUACAAGUCCCUAGAACCUAACGAGCUCCUGAGACUGAGUUUGGAUAAUGCAUCCACCUGCAAUGUAAAAGACCAUGUACCGGAUGCUAACUCCAGCUACCUGACAUGCGACAAAAGCAACAAUUGGUUUGACAAAGUUAUUGGAGUGUGCAAUAUAACAGGAAAGUGGACGCUGUAUGAUUCAGAUGUUGAAAGGUUAUGCUCUCAGAUCGCUGGACAUAGUUUUCGUGUGAGGAAACAAAGCCUGUCCUACUCAAAUGUAUUCUGCGCGAUUUGCAAUUCAGAGCAAUAUCCUUAUCUAAAGAGUCAUUGCUCAUUUACUCUGCCUGGUAUUAUUUCUCAUGAGUUACCACCAUUUACAAUAUUAUUGAACUUUUACGGGAAAAUGUUAUCCGAAGCGCCAUCAAAAACAGAAAUACAGUCCUGUUCAAAAGAAGAAUGGCCAGGACCAGGGAAUCGAUGCUUUCUGAUACACUGUGCUAAAGGGAAACAGCUUAGAAGUAAGCGAUGCGUGACUGCCUUACAAGAAAUACGUGGAUUAGGAUAUAAAGCACGAUUAGAAUAUACACUGAAUUAUAGCCAAGAUGGCGUGCAACCAUCGGAAAUUACCUACAAUGACAUUUUUUAUUUUUCUUCUAGUCUGUCACAUUGGUUUAGUGUAAACAUGUCAACUAUUUUAGAAGAGUUGUGUUUAAGUUUGAAUGUCAAAUCGUUUAUUCCAAACAAAUAUAGAUCAUUAGAUGCUCAAUAUAGUCCGGAUGUAUAUCUUCCUUCCUUUUUAGUAUUAGAAGUAUUUAUAAUUACACAGAAAGAAAUCAGUAGAGAUGAAGCAGAAAAAUUGUGGCUGGAAAUGCUGUAUCAAACUAAUAUCACACUUUUAGUUGGAGAAAGGGUGAUGACUCUAGAGUUCGUUAGUAAUACUCUCUACAGAUCCAAAGGCUUAAAUUGCUCUUCAACAACUCACUAUUGUAUGUCUUUAGCUGACAUCUGUGUUCCUACACCAUAUCAAGUCAGUAAAAUGUGGUCCAGCAAGCAAGACUUUCUUUGGCUAGAUGAGCUCUUGACCUGCCCAUUUGUCCAUUUUAACAAGACACGAGUUCAAGUGGAGACUUUGGUGUCAGCAGAUACAUCAACAAAAUACAUGGUAAGAAUUGAUUUAGACGAUGCAGAGUUUAACUUCACUGAUAAAGACGAGCUUAAGAAAUUAUCAGUAGAAGAAGAUGGUGCUGUCAAUGUUUGUGUGGACCUUCUGGACUCUAAACUUGAAGAGUUACAAGAAAAACUGCAAGCUGCUGAAGCAAGUGAAUCUUUUCUAUCUCUUUACGUCAUCACGGUAAUAUGUCUGGGUGUGUCAAUGGUGUGUCUCCUGAUAACUGUAGUUACCUACAUCAGCUUCAGGACACUCCGAAGUGUGGCUGGUAUACACACUAUGAUUCUAUCUGCCACGCUUCUUUUAGCUCAGGCUUUGCUGCUGACAAUCUCUCACGUUCAAGCUCCAAGUAUCAUCUGUACAGUUCUUGGUGUUAGUACUCACUUCAUGUGGCUCUGUAUGUUUGCCUGGAGUUUGAUCUGCUGCUUUCACAUGUAUACAAUCUUUACUGCCAAAGUUAGAACUACCUGCAACACUAGUGACUCCCGCAAGCAUCUAAUCGUUAGGGUUCUAUGUAGUUUUCUUUUACCAGCUGUAAUAGUAUCCAUUGUAAUACUUGUAGAUUAUUUCACUUCUGAUGGCCAAAGAAUGGGCUAUGGAACUAGAACUUGCUAUUUAAACUCUAAGGAACUCAUUCUCUGCUCCGUGGCUGCUCCACUUGGUGCUGUGUUACUCAGCAAUGUUUUCUUCUUUGUUUCUUCAGUGAUGGAAAUUUACAAAGUCAAAAAGCUUCAAAGUCCAGACAUGUUUAAGAAAAGUGACCGCAGUGACCUUUAUAUUUACAUCAAGCUUUCUACAAUGACUGGAGUGUUCUGGCUACUGGCUCUCCUGGCCGAAGGAUUGGACAAUAAUGUGUUGCGUUACAUCUCUGUGGUAAUGAAUGGGUUACAAGGGAUGUUUAUAUUCAUGUCGUACGUCUGCAACAAAAGAGUUUGGACAUUGUACAAGGAAAUUUGGUCUUUGCGUCAACUGCUAGAUCGCUCAGAGAAGGGAACUUUAAGUCAGUUAGCAUCAGAAGUACAAGCACAUUAAGAGAAUUUGUCAACAGCUUAGGGAUUGAGCAACUAGCAUUAACUAAAUUGUUUAUUGCUUUCUGUCUGCACCCAUGAAAUGUCUUCAGUACAAUACUCAUAUCAACUCUGUCUGGUAAAAAGUGUGUUAUGUUAUUUCUCCGACACCCACUCUUGGAUCAAGCUGAAAUUUCGCAAAAUUAUUUCUUUAAAAGAACCAAUAAAAAAAUAAAUUAGUUAAUUAACUAUCGUUAGUUAAUUAUUUUGUUUUGGAAUUUUGAAAAAGGGAAAAAAAUUGUACUUUACUGAAAUAAUGGAAAAGAUGAAUUAGUCCCCUUAA